Messenger RNA from Pecten maximus, 11426 nucleotides. Its product is annotated as sodium channel protein para-like. Gene Ontology annotation, biological process: membrane depolarization during action potential; neuronal action potential; sodium ion transmembrane transport. Gene Ontology annotation, cellular component: plasma membrane; voltage-gated sodium channel complex. Gene Ontology annotation, molecular function: voltage-gated sodium channel activity. The transcript is spliced from 31 exons. NCBI's taxonomy places the organism in Eukaryota, Metazoa, Mollusca, Bivalvia, Pectinida, Pectinidae. The coding region runs from base 428 to 6280 and encodes 1950 amino acids. The record is from RefSeq and is a predicted model, not a curated record.
CAUUUCCGAGUCUUAGACCUGCACAACUAGCGGGUCCGUGGACCUAGGAGUGGAGACGAUUUCCCCUGGUUCUCAGGGCCUCCCAUCGGAAAUUCAGAGGUAAACGAUAUUUUUACAAACCGAAAUAUUUCCUCAUCGAACGCGUGUUGUAGCCGUGUAAGUAGGCGCUAGUUGAUAUUCCACACACACGACGGGUCUCGUAUACAAUCAAUAUGGCUGCCAGGAACCUGCAUCAGAAGAAGGCUAAAAUCAAAACGAUCUAGGGAAACAGUGUAUCUGGAGACGGUUUACUGAGACACAUUUAAGGACAAAGGAUGGUGCCAAACAUCCCAAGCUUACUAAUGUGACCCAGUAUGUGAACCAGGGAGAAUUGUCAUUAAAUGUAUAACCGAUCCAGCACCGUAGACAAAGCGUGCAUAACGUCAAGAUGGAGGAAGAGGAAAAUGAAGUCAGCAUAUUUCAGCUUUUCACCAGGGAGUCUAUGUUCGCAAUUGAACAGCGAAUCGCCGAGGAAAAAGCAAAUAGGAAGGCUGAAAGAGAGGCGGCCGAGGAGGGGGAGGAAGAGGAGCCUCAACGAGAGGAGGACGAACUUAAACCGGACGAACAAUUGGAAAUCGGAAAGAAACUCCCCACCUACAUGCAAAAUGACUUCCCUCGUGAAUUAAUGGGCAAGCCCAUUGAGGACUUUGAUGACUACUAUGCCAACAAAUUGAGUUUCGCCGUGGUGGCAAGGGAUUGGACGAUCUUCCGAUUCAGCGCCACCAAGGCACUCUACAUUCUUACUCCAUUCAACCCUCUCCGGAAAAUUUCCAUAUGCAUCUUAACACACCCUAUUUUCAAUCUCUGUGUUAUCCUCACCAUCAUCGUUAACUGUGUAUUCAUGGCUAUGAACGAAAGUUUUCCCACCAUGGAGAAAGUGUUUACUGUUAUCUACACCGUGGAGGCGUGUGUGAAGAUCUUGUCCCGUGGUUACAUAAUGAAGGAUUUCACAUAUCUCAGAGAUCCUUGGAACUGGCUAGAUUUUUCAGUAAUAUCUUUGGCAUACAUCACUAUGUUCGUCAAGUUAGGAAAUCUCUCAGCACUAAGAACCUUCCGAGUAUUACGAGCAUUAAAAACCGUAGCUGUAAUACCAGGGUUGAAAACUAUUGUGGGUGCCUUACUCGAAGCCGUUCGGCGGCUGCGUGACGUCAUGAUUCUGACCGUGUUCAUGCUGUCCAUCUUUGCCUUGAUUGGGAUGCAGAUGUACAUGGGCGCACUGCGCAGCAAGUGUGUUUUAAAUACAGAUAACGACAACAUGACAGAUGACGAAUACUUCAAUUAUGUCUGGGACAGAGAUAACUGGUACCCACACGAUAAGUUUGUCGAGCCAUUUCUUUGUGGAAACUCGACGGGAGCAGGAGACUGUCCAGAGAACCAUACCUGCAUUCCAGAGUUACAUUCCAAUCCAAACUUCAACUACACAAGUUUUGAUCAUUUUGGAGUGGCUCUUCUCUGUGCCUUCCGUCUGAUGACACAGGAUUACUGGGAAAACCUUUACAUGCUGGUUCUGCGUGCAAAUGGUCCUUGGAACUGUCUUUACUUCAUGAUCGUCAUCCUGUUGGGUUCUUUCUAUUUGGUCAAUCUGAUCCUCGCUAUCGUCGCUAUGUCAUACGAUGAACAACAGAAGCAGGAUAAAGCAGACGAGGAGAACGAGGCGAUUGAACUGGCAAUGAAUUCACCAGAACCACAUAUGGGUACUAUAACAGUGGUCGUACCGCCGGGUAUGACCAGAAGUCCGACCGGUUCCAACCUUAGUUUACCACCAUACAAUGGAAAGGACAAGGAAACAGCAAGCAUUCAGUCGGAAAAGCCAUCGGAGGACCACCCACAUCAUCCUACCGUGAAACCGAGCUUCAGUCUACCAGGCUCCCCGUUUAAUAGUCGAGGCAAGAAGAAACCUAAGCACGGUUCGCAAAACGCUGACCGCCAGCCCCUUGUGCCGCCUUAUUUGGAAAUAUUCUUACCCUUUGCUGAUGAAUCUAACGCAGUUACACCCUCUUCAGACGAGAUGUAUAAUGUAGACACUUUAAAAAAAUACUUAACAAACGUUCACGGGAGGAGCAGCCUGGCAUCUCUUGGCCUCAGAAACGAUGGACGUCCUUCCUCCCGACGAAAUAGCGUCGCUUCUUUGCUUAGUCGUGCCUCUCAUGGCAGUCGGCGUUCUCAACAUUCCAACAAGACGCCUAGCAAAUUAGAAGUUCUUACUCGUACGAUGAGCAAGCACAAAAGCCAGCAUCUUAUGCCUGAGGUAUAUGUAGACAGAUGUAAAUCCGAUGAUGUUCUCUAUGCUAGGUGUGAACUUGAAGAACAAUCAUGGGAACUUAAUGAUACACAACAUCGCAAGUAUUACCUUUCCCAACCGGCCAUCCAGGGUUCCCAGUCCGAGGGAGAGAAGAAAAGCCAUCCAAACUCUUGCCGCACCCCAAGUGUCCCAGAUGUAGAUAUGAAAGAUGUUACAGUCAUCCGGGAACUUUUGGAAACUGCUUCCGGUCAUCGUGGAAGUUUUAUGAGCAGUGAUAUGGGGGAACCCGUUAUUCCUCUGAAAGACAGACUGUAUCUUAAGUUCUGUAGCUGGACCUGCUGUCCUUGUUGGCUGAUGUUUCAGAAGGGCGUUGCCUGGUUCAUUCUCGACGCCUUCGUUGACCUGUUCAUUACGAUCUGUAUUCUUGUCAACACUGCGUUCAUGGGAGCGGAUCAUUACGGAAUGUCGGAAAAUUUAGAAAAUAUUCUGAAAAAUGGCAACUAUGUUUUCACGGCUAUAUUUGCAACAGAGGCCUUUCUAAAGGUGAUUGCUUUAGGCCCCGUGGUGUACCUGAAGGACAGAUGGAAUUGCUUUGAUGGUAUCAUUGUAUUCCUUAGCUUCCUGGAACUUGCUCUGGAUGGCGUGUCCGGACUCUCUGUACUCCGUAGUUUUAGAUUGUUGCGUGUGUUCAAGCUUGCUAAGUCCUGGCCUACGCUGAAUAUGUUGAUCAGCAUAGUGGCUAAAACUGUGGGCACGUUGGGAAACUUGACCUUUGUGCUCGGCAUCGUGGUGUUUAUUUUCGCUGUGAUGGGUCAACAACUGUUCGCCGAAUCGUACACAUUCGAGUACGGUCCAAACGGAACGUACUCUGACGAGGAGUUCCCAAGAUGGAAUUUUACUGACUUCUUACACUCGUUCAUGAUCGUAUUCAGAGUGUUGUGUGGAGAGUGGAUAGAAUCCAUGUGGGGAUGUCGACGUGUAGCAGGGAUACACUGUAUACCAUUCUUCUUAAUGACCAUGGUGUUAGGGAAUCUAGUUGUACUGAACCUGUUUCUUGCUUGUCUGCUGAGCGCGUUCGGAGCUGACAGUUUACAGGACUCUGGAACUGAGGAAGCUGAACCAAAUAAACUGCUAGAAGCAAUCAGCCGGUUCAAACGGUUCGGCUCCUGGGUCAAAGUUAACAUUAUCGUUUGUGUGAAGGUGAAAAUGCAGCGUAAAAGUAAGCCCCCUAUCUUGCCUGUUGUGUCUCCAAGUCUGUCAAGAGUAGAACGGAACGGGAAAGAGCCGAUAUCAGACGGACCGACACCUGUUAUCCGUAACGGUAAACUGGAAAAGACUCACGAGCCGCCCACUCCUACCGCCACCAAGCCUACAGCUGAUAGUGCUACGAUUAGUGUGAAGGACCUGGACAAGCAAUCAGAGUCAUCCACCAGACCUGCCAGUCGAGCAACUUUGAAAAGUCAUAAGGAUAUGGACGGCAGUUCGUCUGGUUCAUGUUCGACGCUCUCGGAUGAUGCAAAGGAGCGCCUUAACAUGGUGGACGCUGAAGGAGAUCCUGAAAUCAAUGAAGUUGAUGUUGUGUUUGCAAAUUAUCCCGAUGAUUGUUGGUGUCAAAUAUUGCGAAAGCGUUGCGCAUGCUGUAUUCGAUUCGAGAAUUCUGAUCUGGGGAAAAAAUGGUGGAAUCUGCGAUGCAAAGCGUUUGCCAUGGUGGAGCACAACUACUUUGAGUCAUUUAUAAUUAUCAUGAUCUUGGCCAGUAGCCUUGCAUUGGCAAUCGAGGAUAUAUACCUACCAGAAAGGCCUAUAUUGGAGGAUAUACUGUACUAUCUAGAUAAGGUGUUUACCACAGUCUUUAUCAUUGAAAUGUUCAUCAAGUGGGUUGCCUUUGGGUACAAGAAAUACUUCACAGAUGCUUGGUGUUGGUUGGACUUCAUCAUUGUCCUUAUAUCCAUUGUAAUGUUGGUCGCUGAAUCGAUGCGCAUCGGUGAAGUUGGAGCAUUUAAAGCCAUGCGAACACUAAGAGCCCUUCGGCCCCUCAGGGCUAUUUCAAGAUGGGAGGGGAUGAGGGUCGUCGUCAAUGCUCUCAUUAAAGCCAUACCUUCCAUUUUCAAUGUGCUGCUUGUGUGUCUGGUUUUCUGGUUAAUAUUCGGUAUAGUCGGAGUACAAUUUUUCUCGGGAAAAUUUCAUAAAUGUGUUAACAUGGAGGGUAUUAAAGUGGAACCGACAGAAAUAGCCAACAGAAGUAUGUGUAAUAGCACUGAAGGAUAUAAAUGGAUCAACGCAAGGGUGAACUUCGACAACGUGUUAAACGCUUACCUAGCUCUAUUUCAAGUGGCAACAUAUAAGGGAUGGACGUUAAUCAUGGAUGAUGCUAUUGACAUCACAAAGAUGGAUGACCAGCCGUCCCGGGAAAACAGCAUCUUAUAUUAUCUAUAUUUUGUCUUCUUCAUUAUUUUUGGGUCCUUCUUCACCCUAAACUUAUUCAUAGGUGUUAUAAUUGACAACUUUAACCAACAGAAGAAAAAGGCAGGAGGUUCUUUAGAACUCUUCAUGACAGAGGAUCAGAAGAAAUACUACAAAGCAAUGAAGAGGAUGGCUUCCAAAGCACCCCAGAAAUCAAUUCCUAGACCAGAAAUGAAGAUUGCAGCCAUGAUUUUCGACAUCACAUCGAAUCAAAUGUUUGAUAUUGGUAUCAUGCUUGUCAUUAUGCUGAAUAUGGUUACCAUGGCAAUGGAGCACUACAAACAAACGGACCUUUUCACCAAUGUGUUAUAUUACAUCAAUCUUUCUUUCAUUAUUAUUUUCACGAUUGAAUGCUUGCUCAAAAUAAUAGGACUGAGACAAUAUUACUUCAAAAUUCCAUGGAAUAUAUUCGACUUUGUUGUGGUAGUUUUGUCUGUAUUAGGUAUUGCGCUUUCUGAUGCAAUGGAGGCUUUUUUUGUAUCGCCAACUUUAUUGCGAGUCGUUCGAGUCUUCCGUGUUGGACGUGUUUUACGUUUAGUGAAAUCGGCGAAGGGAAUUCGAACAUUGCUUUUCUCAUUAGCAGUGUCGCUACCAGCUCUUUUUAACAUUGGCUUGUUAUUAUUCUUAGUCAUGUUUAUCUAUGCCACUUUUGGAAUGAACUUCUUCAUGCACGUAAAACACACAGGUGGUUUGGACGACUGCUUUAAUUUUGAAACCUUUGGCAGGAGUAUUAUAUUGCUAUUUCAAAUGUGUACCUCUGCAGGCUGGGAUGGAGCCCUCGCCGGGCUUUCAAAUGAAGAAGAUUGUGAAGAGGAGGAUAAAAACUGCGGGUCGUAUACGAUGGCAGUGUUUUACCUUGUAACUUAUCUCGUUAUCAGCUUUCUUGUUGUAGUGAACAUGUAUAUAGCAGUGAUUCUGGAGAAUUUCAGCCAAGCAACAGAGGAUGUUCAACAAGGAUUAACGCCAGAUGAUUUUGAUAUGUAUUACGAAAAGUGGGAAAAAUUCGAUCCGGAUGCAACACAGUUUAUAGCUUUAGAAAAGUUAUCAGAUUUUGUAGAUUAUCUAGAGGAACCCUUAAGACUUCCAAAACCAAACCAUUUCCUCCUUGUGAAGCUAGACAUAGCUAUUUGUGAAGGAGAUACGUGUUUCUGCAGAGACAUCUUGGAUGCUCUGACAAAGAAUUUCCUUGGAACUUCAGACACUGGCGAUAUUCCAGCGGACGCGGGUGGUCCGAAAGAAAAUGUGGAAUAUAAACCGAUUAGCUCGACUCUCAUGAGACAGAAAGAACAUUAUGCAGCACGGCUGAUACAGAAAGCGUAUCGGGCAUACAGACGAAGGCGAGGAGAACUUGGCGCACCGCCUAUGUCUUAUGAUGAGGCAAUGGCCGACACAACACCUCAGGAAAAACAAGAAAUAGAAAAGAAAGGCGAAGAGAACGACGACCAAAGAGAAAAAAAGGAAGAUGAAAAUGAAGUGAUUACUCCUUCAGAACAAAAAACGGUCGAACUUGGACCGGACAGCGACGUAGUAGCGUGAUCAGACAGGAUGUCACAUUUUUUUUAAGAAACAAAGAAUGAAAUAGAUGUGUGGCUUAUGAGCUUGUGAAGCAGAAACAUUAGCUUCGAACGUCAGUUUUAUAUUGAAAUAUUGAUCACUAGAUGAUCGAAGUUUUAACAGGUAUUUGAUGUUAGGUGAUGUACUCAGUAAUGGGUCAGUAUGUCUUUCCACUUACAGGUCUUAGGAUGCAAUCUCAUGCACUUCAAUAUAUAAACAUAAUAUAUGUAUAUAAUUGUAUACAUAUAUUAUUUCAUAUAUACCAUGACGUGCCGUGUAUAUCGUUAUAUAACAAGUGUGUAUCUCCCCACUCAAAUUAAACUGAUCUAAGUGUUGUUAAAUACAUUUCUCCUCUGCUUGUGCCUACCUUAUCCUGUGGAACAGUUCCGUAUCAAAUUACUACGUUAUACAAAUCAAAUUAAAUAAUACCGCAGCACUAGUUUCACAAACAGUAUAAAGGUCGUGCACCAGACGGAGACCAAUGUAAUAAUUCAAUGAAAUUACAUGUAUAUAUAGAUAUAAGCCAUUCGGUAUAUUCUGUACAAAAGAAAAAAACAUCAUUGUGCAUUUAGAAAAUUAUUAUCGAUACAUUUGAUCAAAUAUUAUCGCGAUUUCGAAAGACCUUUCAUUCAACAACUGAUUAAAAUGAACAUUUGAAAACUAUUUUAACAAUCCAAUGCUAUCUUACUCAUUUUCAAUUUGCAAUGAACUCCUACUGGUGUAGUAGAGGGAGUAUAGAAUAUACCGUACAGGAAACUCGUGUUAAGACAGCAGGCGGUAUCUAACAUACAAUUCGUAUGAUUCCAUAUAGGAGACAUAGUUUUCCUUAAAAUAGUUUCAACAUAUUUAAAGAAAAACUAAUAUAUCGAGUUUGCUUUCUAUUUCAAAAUUAGCAUGGUAGUUGUUAUUUAUACAGUAUAUUAACGGGCUUUAAUCUAAAGACCUUUGUUUCCGCGUCAUAUGUGUCUGAUAUAGGCAUCUAUUGCUUAAUAUUGACUCGUCAUAACUGUCGUAGCGUGUGUAAAGAUUUGUAAAGAUUUUUUUUCUGGACGGGAGCAGCUAACUAUUUAGAUAUGUUAUCUUACAUAAAAGUUUUGUUUAAAAUGAUCUCAAAAUACAAGUAGUUGUUGAUAUUGCAUUUACAUAUUAAAAAGGUUUCCAUUACGCUUUUAUUCCAAAGAGCAAUUGCUUUGUUAUUAAAAAACGUUCAAUUUUAAAACAUUUUGUAUGAAAAUUGAAAAUGAUGUUAAGGAAGAAAAUUGGAAAAUUAAAAUCCUACCAGACGAUGAACAGAGUAGACAUGGCUGUUUUAUGUAAAAUUAUGGAUCUUGAAAAUUUGCGUAUUGUGUGAAUACCUUGACACGUUCAGAUAUGUCUAGAUGUCAAUGGUGUCAAACCCGACUUAUAAUAUUGGCGUUGAUAUACGGGUAAUUUAGUGUACGGUCUAGACCUGAUCCGGAAAAAUUCUCAUACACCCCUUUUUGUUGGUCAUCGUGUUGUUAACAGCAAAGGUGUUAUUUAGUCCAUGACACUUUCGUCGUUAAGAUACUACAUGUCUCUGAUGUUAAUUAAAUAUUUUAUCAAAUAUAUUAUAUGUAUACCCAUACGCAUUUUGAUAGUCUACAACAUGAUGUUGUUGUUUUCGGGUUUUUUUCUAAAGCAAAUCAGAAAUUCCAAACAGAUUUUUUCCCCUAUUUUCGUGGUAUAAUGUGGAACGGAGGACUUUCUUUGUAUAUGCCGAAUUAAAUAACAUCGCCCUUCUCAAAACAGCAAAUAACAUCGCCCUUCUCAAAACAGCAAAUAACAUCGCCCUUCCAAAACAGCAAAUAAUAGGCGGUCUUAAGUUUUUGUUUGAAACCAAAGAUACAAGGAAAUAAGUAAAACCAAAUACCCCUAGUGAGUGGGACCAGCUGUCAAUUCAAAUCGCCCCACCGAGUUUAGGUUAAUACACAGUAUAUUGACAUUCAACCUCUCCUGUUGGUCACAGUAUCCUGUCAAUUUAAUGAUGUGUUUUUCAGUAGACUCUGUGUUUAGAUGUUUUAACAGGCGACUUAUCAAUAUGCAUAGCGGUUGUGUAAUUGUAACCACGAGUUAUCCCGUUGGGAUGUGUAUAUGUAUUUGAGCCACUAUAUCAUGCCUCGCGUGUUAUAAUAUUGUAAAACAAUACCAUUCCAUGAUUGUAUAUUGAUGAAAAUGAUAACAGUAUUUAUUGACAUAUAACAUCCAGAUAUUAAUUCAUUGCCAUUUAAAUGUUGCGACGUUGGGAGAAAAUCCGUUACACUUAGCUAUUUGAUUUGAUUUAGUCUUAAUGAAAUUAACAUGAAGUCAAAAAAAAAAAAAAAAAAAAAGAAUACAAAACAGCAAAAUGAUUAUAAACAUGUUAAAACAUUAGUCUACAUGCAUAAGGUUUUUGUAUAGAAGCCCAACAUUUCCAAGCAUGAUGUCCAUUACAAACAAAGCUUUCUGUGACUCAGAUGAUCAAUUAUCUAGCACAAAGGAAAUAUAUUAUUGUGAUGACGAUUAUUGACAGGUGAAUCACACUGUCGUCACACAUGGCCGAGUAACCGACUUACUAGUUAGAAAUCAUAAUACUAUGCAAAUACUUCUUUGUGUUAACUGUUUGUGAUAGGUAUAUUCAAUAAUGUACUUGUAUGUGUCUAAUGUUUAAUCAGUCUCAACUAAUUUGUAUGUCCUUCAUACCCAAAACAUGUUCACAGGUGGCGGGGUGGAUUCAGGCGGUUGUAAUAAAAAGACCGGAAAAUUCAUUUAUCCGAAACAUACUCUUUCUGUUGUGGUCAAGGACGUUUUAUUGCUCAUGGUUUCAGAUGAAGAAAUGUCAUAGGCAUUUUCUUUUGAAAUUAAGUCUCGAUCUGAAAUAUCCCCUUUAAAUCAUGAAUGUGUGGCGUUGUUACUAUUUUUUUCAUUUAAUAUAUAUUAUAUAUAAACGUAUAUAUAUAUAAGUAUAUAGUCUAGUUAUUCAAGUACAUACAAUUAACCUUGUAGCUAAAAAGGAAACAUUAUGUUCGUAUUUCCGAGCCAUUGUCAAUGAGUUGAAUGUCAUUUUAGCCUUAGGUAAAGAAAUGGCACUCAUCAUGCUUGAAUUAGUUAGACUUCCGGUAUGAUGACAGGUCAAUGUGGCGCUCAUCAUGCUUGAAUUAGUUAGACUUCCGGUAUGAUGGCGGGUCGAUGUGGGUACUUGGUCUUCCUUAACACGGCAUUAGUACCGGCGGAGAAAGCAUAUAUUGUACCAUAGCCAACUGAAGUACAAGAUUUUAACGCCUCUGAGACGAUUGUAUAAUCCUACUUCAGGAACAAAUACGUUGUCAGUACAAUAUAUCAUUUCUCAGCCGGAAGGGUCUAAUAACUUUCACUCCUUCUCACGUCAUACACUCCGUGUAACUAUCGGCAGUAUAUGGUUAAACUUCGCCUAUUUAUGCCUUCAACGGUUUCUCAGAGAUCUUUAGCCUGUGGAGAACAAGGAAGAGCGCUCUAUACCAUCUAAGGUCUGUCGGUGAUUUAUUCUCUCCUCCUAUCAUUCAUCACUUUUGUAAACAAAGCUUAAGAGAACAACUGGUGUUUGAUUGUCAAGCCAGUAGAGUACGCCUGACUAGAGGAAUAGUUGCCUAUUGGUGAAAGCACUCAUUGAGGCAAUACACCAAUAUUAGUUAGUCCACUACGCUGUUCCCUUUCCUAUAUCAUUGUUCAAAUGUUUGCGUCAUAUUGCAUUCGACUAUAUCCGUGAUUGUCCGGCAGUAUCCGUCAUUUUCGGGAACUUUCGUCAUUGCUAGAUAUUGGUUAAUUGAUUGUGACUGUGUAUGGCAUUUCUGAACAUGUCAGUACGUCUUUGUAGUUAGUUAAUGCCAGAUCCACCCUGGUCGACCAGAUCCACCCUUGUCGACCAGAUCCACCCUGGUCGAGUGUGUAGUCCUUGUCUUACCUCUUUAUACAUGUAAAUGAUAUUUUAUUGAAUAUGUCAUAAUUAUUACAUGUUCAUGUUACAUUUAUCGGGUGGUAUGAUUAUAUGUAAAUAUAUUCAACAAUACUUGCUAAUGAAACCUUUAAACUAUUUUGCCAAAAAGAAAAUCAUUCUAACUUCAAAAAUGUCGAGUCAAAUGGCCGAGAGGUAAGAAUUCUGUAAAAGUAUCAUGAACAUAUGUUUGGUCCAGUAACAAUGGAACAUUAUUGAAGAGAUUAUCAAUCUUAUCUGAAUAUUCCAAAAUUGAAUGAAAAAUUUAAAAAAUAUUGAAGAUUGUGUACAUUUCUUAACCUCACGGUAUUUCUCGUUUCACAAUAACCGUGUUGAGUUAGCAAGUUCAUUUUCCACUUGAAAUCUUGUUAAUGCUAACAUGUGAUUAAUUAUGAAGGGCAUUUUUAUUUCAUAUGUUAUUUUGAUAAAACGAUUUUUAUACUGACAAUAUGUCGCUUUAUUGUCAUUAAAUACGUUUAAGACGAACGAUACAAAUGUGAACUUUUGGUAUAUGUAUCUGCGUAUAUACCUGCCUACAGCUCAUUUUUCUUCCAAUAUAUACCCUGUCACGUGUUUCCGCUGAUAUAUUGAAUGGCGGUGGUUACUGUUAAUAAGGCUCUCGCACUGUCGUGUUUUUGUGAUAUUUUACGAGAGCGACACCAACAAAAGUAUUCAAGGUGACUGUCCGCCAUUCUUGCCCAUCAAAGUAAUCUACCUUUACUCACGUUUUAGAAGGAUCCGACGGAAGUGACGUAAUAGAUUACUCUGUGGAGUCGGAAUGUGGACUUGAAACCGUAUGGAUUUUUCAUGUUUUCUUUAGUUAAUAUAACUAACCUGUCGACAUUUCCCAGUGUUUGUUUGUUUUGACUGAAGUGUGAAAGUGGAUGAUGUCUAAGAUCAACGAUUUGCCUCCAUGUGUGUAUUUUUCUCUUCAAUAGCUCAAUUUUAUCGACUGAUAAUACGGAAGCUUUGACGAGGUGUGCUACCCAACGUGUGUGAACGCUUGGCUGGAAACACUGGUACACGAACGGUUCUCCGUCUGUGUACACCCAUAUUUAUGCACAAGAAUGCAUGUUACGACGGACACAUAUACUUGUAUUGCCAUCUUUGCUUCAAUCAUUAACACCUUGAUUCUUUAUGUAAAUAAAAAUAUACACAAUU